Diutina rugosa is the source of this 633-nucleotide messenger RNA. RefSeq lists its product as uncharacterized. Lineage: Eukaryota; Fungi; Ascomycota; Pichiomycetes; Serinales; Debaryomycetaceae. The record is from RefSeq and is a predicted model, not a curated record. Bases 1 to 633 code for a protein of 210 amino acids. The transcript has a single exon.
AUGCUUUCCAUGAGUAAGAAUAAUACACCCGAGUCGAUCGCUAUGUUGCUUUCAGAUACGGCUGUUACAUAUGUCGACCUUGAAGCAGAAGAUACUAAUAAAGAGGAACCAGUCACUACUACUACCAAUAAUAAUAAGAUGAAUGUUAGUGAUAUGAUUGAGUCUGAGCCUGUUCCUGAAAUAACUUCGCCCACUGAAACCAGUCCAAAGUCAGCAGAGUCAGUCGAUGCUAUCCCUGUGACUGAUGAUACCUCUGAUCCCAUUAGCAACAGCAGCAGCAGUGGUGGCGACGCAAAAUCGGCUCCGAGCACCGCUGCUGACAAUACUGUGACCAUUGAGACUCCUUCCCCAACCUCAGCCCCAACCUCAGCCCCAGUUCCACCUUAUCCGGUGCAGGUGGCAAACUCUCAAUCAGAUGACUCCUCAAAAUUAAUUGAUGACGCAGAUGCUAAUUCCCAAGAUGAUCUGAUUCAAGCAGUGCACCGAGCGCAAUUGGACCAGCUUAAAGCGCGUCAUCAGCAGCGGAUCGCCAAACUUAAGCGUCGUCAGCAUCGUAAGUUAGACCGGUACCGGCGGUCUCACUUGCUUGUCAAAUUAAUUAUUGAUCUUAGUCACGAUGUCACUCGCCUAUAA